AUGCAGCUUGUUCCGAAGGAGCUCGACAAGCUCACGAUCGCACAUCUUGGGUUCCUGGCGCAGCGUCGUCUGGCGAGGGGUGUUAGGCUGAAUCAUGUGGAGGCGGUGGCUUUGAUUUCCAGUGUACUGCACGAGCUGAUUCGUGAUGGACACUACUCCGUCGCCGAUUUGAUGUCCAUCGGCAAGACGAUGCUGGGCCGCCGCCAUGUCUUACCCUCUGUCGUAGCUACACUGGAGGAGCUUCAGGUGGAGGGUACGUUCCCGUCUGGGACGUACCUGGUCACGGUGCACCAUCCGAUUAGUAGUGAUGAGGGCGAUUUGGAGCGUGCGCUGUAUGGGAGUUUCCUGCCCAUUCCUCGGCGUGAGGCCUUCCCCGACCCGGAUCCGGAGGAUUAUAGGCCUGAGAAAAUGCCCGGCGCGGUGAUUCUGGCCAAAAACGCUCGGAUUGUGCUGAAUGAUGGGCGGAAACGGAUUCGUUUGAAGGUUAUGAGCAAGGGGGACCGGCCGAUUCAGGUCGGAUCGCAUUACCACUUCAUCGAGACGAAUCCGCAAUUGCAUUUCGACCGCUUGCAAUCCUACGGUUUCCGUCUGGACAUCCCCGCCGGCACAUCUGUCCGUUUCGAGCCUGGAGAUACCAAGACCGUUACCCUGGUCGAGAUUGCUGGUCACAAGGUUAUCCGCGGAGGCAAUUGGCUGGCCAAUGGGCCCGUGGAUCUGAGUCGAGCUGAUGAGAUUGUCACCAAGCUGCAGGUGGCCGGGUUUGCGCAUGUCCCGGAACCAACGGCGGACAGCGCGCUGAUCGCCAGGUUCUCGAUGGAGCGCGAGGCGUAUUCGCGCAUGUUUGGCCCUACGACGGGCGAUCUGGUGCGUCUGGGGUUGACCAAUUUGUGGGUUCAGGUGGAGAAGGAUAUGAACAGCUAUGGCGACGAGUGUACCCUUGGUGGAGGCAAGACUCUCCGUGAAGGAAUGGGGCAAGCAUCGGGACGCUCGGCGGCUGAGUGCGUGGAUACGGUGAUUACCAACGCUCUGAUUAUCGACUACACUGGUAUCUACAAGGCCGAUAUUGGUAUCAAGGAUGGCAUGAUUGCUGGCAUUGGUAAGGCAGGUAACCCUGAUGUCAUGGAUGGAGUGCACCCGGACCUGGUGGUGGCCGCGUCCACAGAUGUGAUUGCCGGAGAGAACAAGAUCAUCACGGCCGGUGGCUUCGACUCGCAUAUUCAUCUGAUUUGUCCGCAGCAAGUGGAUGAAGUGCUGGCAUCUGGUAUCACCACCUUCCUUGCUGGCGGCACGGGCCCCUCCACCGGUUCGAAGGCGACGACUUGUACCCCGGGACCCAACCACCUCAAGAACAUGAUGCAAGCCUGCGACAGCCUCCCCAUCAACAUCGGCAUUACAGGAAAAGGUAACGACUGCGGUACCAUUAGCAUUGAAGAGCAAAUCAAGGCCGGUGCCGCCGGCCUCAAGCUACACGAAGACUGGGGGUCCACCCCGGCCGCCAUCGAUAACUGUCUGGCCGUCUGUGACGAAUACGACGUGCAAUGUAUGAUCCACACGGACACACUGAACGAAUCCGGCUUCGUCGAGCAAACAAUCGAAGCCUUAAAGGGCCGUACCGUUCACGCCUAUCACACGGAAGGCGCUGGCGGCGGCCACGCACCAGACAUAAUCUCGGUCGUCGAGCACCCUAACGUGCUCCCUAGCAGCACAAACCCAACCCGACCCUUCACCCUGAACACGCUAGACGAACACCUGGACAUGCUGAUGGUCUGCCACCAUUUAUCUAAGAACGUCCCCGAAGAUGUGGCCUUCGCCGAGAGCCGCAUCCGCGCCGAGACCAUCGCAGCCGAAGACGUGCUGCACGACCUCGGCGCAAUCAGCAUGAUAUCGUCAGACUCGCAGGCCAUGGGCCGCUGCGGCGAGGUCAUCCUGCGGACCUGGCAUACCGCACACAAGAACAAGGCGCAGCGCGGGAAGUUGGGGGAGGACCGGGGCACAGAUAAUGACAAUUUCCGAGUGAAGCGGUAUAUCAGCAAGUACACGAUUAAUCCGGCGCUGGCGCAGGGUAUGGCCCAUCUGAUUGGGAGUGUGGAAGUGGGUAAGGUUGCGGAUUUGGUGCUGUGGAAUCCUAGCACGUUUGGCACGAAGCCUGUCCAGGUAUUGAAGAGUGGGAUGAUUGCUGUUGCGGAGAUGGGUGAUCCUAAUGCCUCGAUCCCGACGGUCGAGCCUAGGAUUGUUCGCCCCAUGUUUGCCACCCGCGUGCCGAGUACUUCGAUCAUGUUCGUCUCGCAAGCUUCCAUCAACAAUGGCACCGUGCAGAGCUAUGGCCUGCGCAAGCGCAUCGAGGCCGUCAAGGGUUGCCGUACCAUCGGCAAGAAGGAUAUGAAGUUCAAUGAUGCCAUGCCGAAGAUGAAGGUUGACCCGGAGAGUUAUACUGUCGAGGCUGAUGGCAUGUUGUGUGACGCGGAGCCUGCAGCCGAGUUACCGCUGACUCAGGCAUACUAUGUCUUCUAA
This is a messenger RNA of Penicillium daleae, 2511 nucleotides long. Its product is annotated as Urease. Gene Ontology annotation, cellular component: urease complex. Gene Ontology annotation, biological process: urea catabolic process. The transcript is spliced from 8 exons. The record is from RefSeq and is a predicted model, not a curated record. Bases 1 to 2511 code for a protein of 836 amino acids. NCBI's taxonomy places the organism in Eukaryota, Fungi, Ascomycota, Eurotiomycetes, Eurotiales, Aspergillaceae. Gene Ontology annotation, molecular function: nickel cation binding; urease activity.